Molecule: messenger RNA, 405 nt
Organism: Ilyonectria robusta
Lineage: Eukaryota; Fungi; Ascomycota; Sordariomycetes; Hypocreales; Nectriaceae
Product: CAP domain-containing protein
Exons: 2
Source: RefSeq, a predicted model, not a curated record
UCCUCCUCGGAUCUUACUGCCGACCAGCAGGCCGCUCUUGACGCCCACAACGCCGCCCGCAAGGUGGUUGGCCAAGUUGCUCAGGUCUGGGACGAAACCCUCGCCAACAAUGCCCAGGAGUGGGCUACCCACCUCAUCUCGGUCGGCAGCUUGACUCACUCUGAGGGCAGCGGCCAGGGCGAGAACCUGUACAUGCAGUCUGCCACUGACUCGCCGUUUGCCAAUGCUGACAAGAUGUGGAUUGAGGAGAAGUCGAGCUACAACGGCGAAGCUAUUGGCGAGGGUGACUUUUCUUCCUAUGGCCACUACAGUGAGUUUUUAUUCAAGAGUACCAAGGUCGGUAUGGCAGUUGCAUCUGGAAACGGCGGGACCUAUGUUGUUGCUCGUUACUCCCCGGCUGGAAAC